Pleuronectes platessa (European plaice) is the source of this 1962-nucleotide messenger RNA. RefSeq names its product transmembrane protein 221 (gene tmem221). NCBI's taxonomy places the organism in Eukaryota, Metazoa, Chordata, Actinopteri, Pleuronectiformes, Pleuronectidae. The record is from RefSeq and is a predicted model, not a curated record. The transcript has 3 exons. The coding region runs from base 538 to 1470 and encodes 310 amino acids.
UAAUCUGAUAGAAGACUGCAGAGGUUUCGUCAUCAUAUCAGGAUAUUCAAAUGCAUGUUUUCAUCUUAACGAUAAAAGAUUGUGUGUAACUUUCACUUUAUUAAUAUAGAAGCACUUAAAAAGGGUGUUUGAUGAGGUGAUGAGGGGAAGACAGGAAAACUUUGGAAGCCCUUUGUUCGGCCCCGGUGUUUUUGUGUUGGUCCAGUGAGCUCAGCGUGCAUGUGGCUGCAGCACGUCCACGCAUUGUUCCCGAGGAUCCAGGAGAAAAAGUCCAUUGUUGCUGGGAACUUUUUAAUCUGGGGAUUUAAAGCACAUCACAUGCUCGGACUGGGCAGCGGGGCGCGCGACAGGCGAAACCACCGCAAACAGUGGCCGUUUGGGAAGGAGAGCACUCAUCCUGGAGGGACGCACGACUACUUUGACUAGUGCGCGUGCGGUGCCAGCGAAACUUGAUGGGAGUGUAGGAUCGCCCCGGGAGUUUGUUUUCGAAGCGGAUGCGAAGUUUUUCAGGCGCUGGGAAGAAGAUUCUGGACCAAGAUGACGCACAAGUACAGCCAGCGGUCCCUCAUCGUCCUGUCGCUGCUGGGGAUUUUAUCCGCCAUCAUGUCGGUUCUGUCGGUCAUUUUGAUUUUCCAGCUCCAGGCGCAGCAGGCGGCGGUGAAGGAGUCUCCCCCGUCCACCUCGGCGGUCAUCCCGGCCCCUGUUCGGGCCGUGCUGCUGCCGGUGGCCACGGUGCUGUCCGCCCUGUCCCUCAGCCUGAACCUCAGCUCCGUGUCGGUGUGUCUCCUGCACAGCUACUUCUCCACAGAGGUCUGCAGAGGAGAGCAGGACACCGACAGAGCAGACUGGUUCCUCUUGGAUAGCAGAGCUGUGCGACAUGUGGCUAUUGGUCUCUUCUGCCUGGGGGUCUCUGUCUACUUAGCAGCAAUGUCCAUUUUCAUGCUCCUGAUAUUUGAGGUGGAAACAGGCAUUGCCAGUGCUUGUGUCCUCUCUUCAGGGAUCCUUGUUCUGCUGGUCAUUGUAAUCCACUCUCUGGUCAAAGCUUCACGAAGUUCUAAACGCUACCAAGGCGACCACCUCGACACCCUCUACCAGAACGACCAUGGGAGCAGCAGCACGCCUGUGUCUCGUCCCUGUGAGCUCAAAAUUGGUGUGGACAAACCACGGAUGCACCGCACCCAGUCUCACCUCCAACAUCAGUUCUCCUACCCUCAAUUGGGCAACGCGAGACAGCAAGAACAAUACCAGCAGCAACAGCAGCAGUACUCCCCUGCUCAAGGCUCACAGGGACAUGCUAGCGACAAAGAUGGCUACAGCAGCAGUGGCAGCGGCCGCAUGCACAGGACCCUGUCGACUGAGUCUGGUUUGUUGCAGGCCCAGGUAAAACCCUGGAAUGGGGUCAACAACGAGAUGAGGAGUGUCCUUGCACGCAAGUCUGGGAUUUCUGCAAAAGACUCUACCCUUGUUUGACAGUAACCCUCAGAUUUAACAAUAUGAUUCAAGACACUGAUGACUUUCAUGUACAAGUUUUCAAAAGGGGAGUGUGAACACAAGGGUCAUCUCAAACAGACAAACUUUCAAUCUGUAUUAUCUCACACUCAUGUUUAUUCUGAUUGAUUACAGACAACAUGCGACUGAGAUUGAAAAAAAGUAAACUUCACUUUUAUCUACGGAUUUCUCAUUCUUGUAUUAUAAUUUGUUGAGAAAGUUAUUGAGCAUAUUGAAAAAAAAAAUGUAUAAUUUGAAGUAUUUUGUAUCUUUGAACUUGAUUUAAAUUCAUUGUGAUAAUGUAAAUACUUUACUUUGCUGUAUAUUGUAGCUUUUGCCAAAUAUCUGUCCACAAUGUGCAGAUGUGUUUUGUUUUUGUCUUAAAUCAAAUAUGUAAAAUAUAAUUCAAUUUCAAAGUAGAAUGAUUUUUGCAUUUAAAUAAGACAUUAAAACAAUGUUCACGAAAUCUGAAAA